AUGGGCCGGCCCUGCGAGGAGAUAAGGGAGGCAACCAGUAAUUUCACAGAGGCGCUGGUGAUCGGCGUGGGCGGCUUUGGGAAAGUGUUCUGCGGCGUCGUGGACGACGGUACCAAGACUAAAGUGGCCAUCAAGCGGUGGAACCCGUCACCGGAGCAGAGCAUGCACGAGGCCCAGGCGAAGAUCGAGGCGCUGUCCAAGCUGCGGCACCCGCACCUUGUCUCCCUCAUUGGCUUUUGUCUGUUUAAGAAGGAGAUGAUCCUCGUGUGCGAAUACAUGGAGCACGGCACGCUUCGGGAGCACCUGUACAACAACAGCGGCAAGCCGGUGCUAUCAUGGCGGCACCGCCUCCACAUGUGCAUCGGCGCCGCGCGGGGCUUGCACUACCUCCACACCGGCGGCAUCAUCCACCGGAACGUCAAGACCACCACCAUCCUCAUCGACAAGAAUUGGGUCGCCAAGGUGUCGGACUUCGGCUUCCCCAAGUCCGCCCUGACCAGGGCGAGCCAAAUGCACCUCAGCACCAGUCAUGUCAACGGGAGCUACGGAUACACUGACCCGGAGUAUUUUUGUCGGGAGCAGCUCACCGACAAGUCAGACGUCUACUCCUUCGGCGUCGUGCUCUUGGAGGUGCUUAUGGCAAGGACGGAGCUGAACCCGGCGCUGCCAAGUGACCAGGUCAGCCUCGCCAAAUACGCGCUUGCCUGCCAGCGGAACGGCACCCUGCCGGACGCCGUCGACCCGGUGAUCAAGGACGAGAUCACGCCAGAAUGCCUCGAGAAAUUCGCCGAGACGGCCGUGAGGUGCCUCGCUGACCAAGGCAUGGAGCGGCCUACCAUGGGGGGCGUGUUGUCGAACCUAGAGCUGGCGAUGCAGCUGCUUAAUUCCAUGCCGAUGCAAAAUAAACCACUGAUACAACAAAAUCAUAUGUUGUAUGUGUAG
Triticum dicoccoides is the source of this 942-nucleotide messenger RNA. Its product is annotated as receptor-like protein kinase FERONIA. Gene Ontology annotation, cellular component: plasma membrane; plasmodesma. Gene Ontology annotation, biological process: protein autophosphorylation. The transcript has a single exon. The record is from RefSeq and is a predicted model, not a curated record. Gene Ontology annotation, molecular function: ATP binding; transmembrane receptor protein tyrosine kinase activity. NCBI's taxonomy places the organism in Eukaryota, Viridiplantae, Streptophyta, Magnoliopsida, Poales, Poaceae. Bases 1 to 942 code for a protein of 313 amino acids.